UCUUCUUUGUGAAUAAUGAUGUUGGAUUCCAGAAGCUGAAGGCUAGAGGAGUCGGGCAGGGGAACGUCAGCCACCCAAGGACCUCAAAAUGAGUGACAACAACACAGCCUUGGCUCCUCCAGCUUCCAGCCAGGGGCCCACCACGCCACGCAAAGGCCCUCCCAAGUUCAAGCAGAGGCAGACUCGCCAGUUCAAGAGCAAACCUCCUAAGAAAGGUGUAAAAGGGUUUGGAGAUGACAUUCCAGGCAUGGAGGGUCUGGGAACAGACAUCACGGUGAUUUGUCCCUGGGAGGCAUUCAGCCACCUGGAGUUGCAUGAGCUCGCUCAGUUCGGGAUUAUCUGAGCCACAACAGGUUCCACUGCUUAACUGCGUCUGCUGUAGCUUCGACUACUUUUGUCCUAUUGAUCCUGGAAUUCAGUAUUGGGAAGAUUGGGUAGAAGUUUCUUGGGCUCACAUGAUCAUUUCCCAUAUGUGACUUCUCUAUGGUUUGCAGUUUAGGACAGCUCGGAAUAGUCCAUCAAAAUCUGCUUUUAUUAGGGCACCUAAGACGUAACAUUUUCCCCUAUCAGUUGUUUAGAACUCAUCAGUGUUUUCUCUGUGUGUGUGUAUGUGUGUGUGUGUGUGUGAAUCCUUUAAACCUUUUUGCUAAACAUUCGUAAGAAUUCAUGGGAAACAUUCGAGAUAAUAUUCUUGUCACUCCCUUCCCCUUCUUAAUUGAUAAAGGAGAGAUGUCUGCUUCUAAUCUUACAGUGCAGUUGUAUUAAAUGCCAGAUGCAAAUAUGUGAUGGUUAGAGACCAGUAAGAUAAGGAAGUCAGAGCCAUAUAGAAAUUUGUGUUCUAAUUUUGAUUUGUAAAGUUGUAGAUCAUACACUUUCUAAGUUUUGUUGAGCUAGGUUAUCCUGAAGCAUCUUCCAGCUUUACAUUGUACAGUUCUUAGCGGGUAGAUUUAGAUUGAACCUUAAAACGUUAACAAUGUGAGCCUUCUUUUCAGAUCCUUUUCAGACUCAGGGAGUUUCCCUUUCAAUGAAAUUAUUCUACUCCUGGAUUAAGCUGAGAGUCACCGGUUAUUUGUACAUUGACUGGAUUUAUGAAAAUUCCCCCCUCCCCCCCAAUCACUUUUAAGCUACAAAUUGAAAGGACUCUCGUGCGAUAAGAUUGAGACUAAUGUGAGUUGCAACUUCUCAAUAAAAUGAUGCUUUGCUUCUCUGAAGUUGUGUCAAAUGUAACGUGCACACAGCUGUUUUCAAUUCAUGUACUUCCUCUA
This is a messenger RNA of Ochotona curzoniae (black-lipped pika), 1265 nucleotides long. RefSeq names its product phosphodiesterase 6H (gene PDE6H). Gene Ontology annotation, cellular component: photoreceptor outer segment membrane. The transcript is spliced from 4 exons. Lineage: Eukaryota; Metazoa; Chordata; Mammalia; Lagomorpha; Ochotonidae. The record is from RefSeq and is a predicted model, not a curated record. Gene Ontology annotation, molecular function: 3',5'-cyclic-nucleotide phosphodiesterase activity; cGMP binding. Bases 89 to 343 code for a protein of 84 amino acids. Gene Ontology annotation, biological process: positive regulation of G protein-coupled receptor signaling pathway; positive regulation of epidermal growth factor receptor signaling pathway; visual perception.